Messenger RNA from Penicillium manginii, 312 nucleotides. RefSeq lists its product as uncharacterized. The record is from RefSeq and is a predicted model, not a curated record. Gene Ontology annotation, cellular component: cytoplasm. The coding region runs from base 1 to 312 and encodes 103 amino acids. The transcript has a single exon. Lineage: Eukaryota; Fungi; Ascomycota; Eurotiomycetes; Eurotiales; Aspergillaceae. Gene Ontology annotation, molecular function: glutathione transferase activity; glutathione binding.
AUGCAUAAACUAAUCAUUGACUACAGAAAGAAAGGACUAGGUCUCCCUGACGAAGCAAGGAUCGUACAAGCCGAAAAGGACCUUGAUACAGUCCUCGCUAUUUAUGAAAGUAUUUUGGGCAAACAGAAAUAUCUUGCUGGAGACGAAUUGACUUUGGCUGACCUCUUUCACUUGCCUAAUGGAGCGGCUUUGAAGGCUGGUAAAUGGAAGGAGGUGUUUGAAAAGUAUCCGAACGUGGACAACUGGUUUAGGGAAUUACAAGAGAGAGAGACCUGGGUGAAGGCUGCCGCAGAGGCGGGAACGAUACCAUAA